AUGGUUGCAAAUAUUAUAAAACAAGCGUUUCCAGAUACUAGCCUUACAAUCGGCGACGAAUCAAGCGAACUUGUCAAAAUAAUGGAGGCAUUCUGUGGUAUUUUGGGUCCUAUCAAGAUUGCGACCUUCUAUGAGAGCAAGGAAACGAAACUAAAAUCUGGAGAUAAACAAGUAGUAUUAUGGUACCAUAAUCCAAAACUCGGCGCACAGAUCGUACCCCCUACCGCUACUAUCAUUGGUAUCAAAGACGAAUUCCCUACCGGGAUGGCCUGUCAACAUCAUCUCCUAACAAGCCCUAACGAUAUGGGAGAUAUAAGAUUUUUUCAUUUUUGGCGCCGCUUAAUAGAGUUUACAAAGACAGCCGGUCAACCCUCAGAUCGCAAGGGGCCACAACCUAACCCCCCUCCCUUACUCCAAUGGUGCCUCCCCUCUCCCGCAAGACGCUUCUUCGGAAGACAAAAAGAAUUACCUGCGAUCAAAGAUAUACUAUUACAAAACGGAGAACCAGUUCUUGGAAACCCUUUAACAAUAUAUGGGCUCAGAGGGAUCGGGAAAUCGGAACUAGUCCUCCAAUAUAUCAAGAGCACAGAAUUGGAGAAUAUUUACUCAGCUACGCUGUGGGUACAAUGCUCGGAUCGAAAUAUGAUCUUCGAUUCACUCAGAUUGAUUUAUAACGAACUAUCCUUUCGGUGUCCCCGUAUGGAGCACGAACUCCGCAUUCUUGAGAAUCCGUCAGGAGAGGUUACCCGCAGAACCCUUAAGGCCGUUAUACAUGGUAUUACAAAAAGAUUGACCGCACUUUCCCCACGCCCUUGGCUAGUCGUUCUUGACGAUCUUCAGUUCCAACUUGAAGGUAUCGAAAAACUAGCUGCUCCGAACGGCCAGAUGAUAAUCACGACAACAGAACCAAGAGGGUCAUCAUCAAAUCUAUUUGAAAUCCGAGGAGUUGGAGACGCUGCCGCUUUACUAAUAAUCAUACAGCCCCGGCAAUGCGGGGAAACCAUGGAUCGAUAUUCGGCAUCAAUGCUCAUAGACGACAUUCAAACUAUCAAUAAAAAAUUGGGAGGCAACCCUUUUGCGUUAAAUAUGCUUGGCGCAGCGACCCACUCUACGGGGCUUUCUGAGGGUCCCAAUAAUAUCCCACGUCCACCAAAUGGCUCCCGUACAACAGGAUUUCAAAAAGAUGACUUUUUGGCUUAUGCCACCGGCCCCGAACAUGAGGAAGCAGAGCAUAUUUUAUCCGUGGUGAAUCUUGCAUUUGGUACCAUGGAGCUGAAAUCCCGUGCGUUUAUAACGGCUCUCAAGAUAAUCGGCCACUUCAACCCUAUAGGAAUAACAAGGACGGUACUAUCUGACAUGAUCCUCGGGGGGCAUGGCGGUUGGAUGUACGUUUGUGACAGCGGCGACCAAGACGAACAUCAGCUAGAUGCGGAGGUCAGAAGUUUCUCAGAGUUCGAUGGGAAUGUUUGGGACAUCCUCCGUUUUUUCGGAAUCCUCAAUUCGUCUGUCGAUACAGAGACGAAUCAAUUCAGACUAUUACCGCAUCCAAUCGUUCGCACUUGGAUCCAACGCCAUAUGAGUGCCGCUCAAGUGGUGAAAUGUGUCCUAUUUUUAGGCAAAAGCUUAAGCCAUUAUAGAAUACUAUUGCAUAGCUGGCCCAUGUCGUGGCCUGAGCUUUUCAACGGAGAGAUGGCAUCUCAACUUCGAUGCUGCUUCAGACAUAUGGAACAAUUAGGAUUUCUCAACCCAGGACCGGAGAACCCCUUUGUGAAAUAUCAAGAUUCAGUAUUAGUGCUCGAAGGACUAGCAGCUGGAUUCAAGCUUUUUGGAGAUUUUCAGCGUUGUCUAAAACUCUCUAAGCUUGAGCUAGAUUUAUGGAAUGAUAACUCCACGUUACGGGGUUCCAGCAGCCUCUUCGAACUCAUUCGGAAAAUUAGUAAAGGUUAUUGGGAAACCCGAAACCCAGAGAAGGGGCUGGAAAUAGUUCAACAGGCCAUCGAUAUUGACAGAGAAGAUGUGAAUCCUAGGCUGAGAGACUUCCAAAAGAAAGAAGUACUAUACCAAAAGGAGCAAAUGCAGUAUCAACUUGCAAAAUUAAAUGGGGAACUGGACGAGGAUGUGGAAUGUAUUUCUGAUUCCGAAUACGAACUCCUGGACGACGAAGUCGUCGAUAUUUUGGACCUAGUCUCCGGGAAGCAUGAAGCCGGAAAACUAGUAGAGAUAAUAUCUCACUCUCUCAACUGCGACCCGGCUGACUACGACCCGGAUGUUCUAUUUCAGCUCUUACGAUUUGAUAUUGACCUUGACAUUGAGGUGGCAGUAUCCCUAGAAGCAGAACUAAUCAUCAAGGCAUUUAAAUCUUUUAUCAAAAAUAACGCCGACCUCGGCUGGUGCGAUCAUCACCGGAAUACGAUACUACAUAUAGCAGUCAAGGGGAACCAUUCAUUGAUAGUUGAACUUCUCAUGAAAUACAGUUCCCGGUUUGAUAUAAACGCAACCGAUUUUACUGGGAUGACACCACUAGCAUUGGCUGUCACUAUGGGCUCAAGAAAAUCCACCGAGCUUCUCAUUCAAGCCGGCGCGGAACUUGACUUCCGCCCCUGGUCGACCUCACCUCCGCUAUUGUUCAGGGCGCUGUCAACGGAUAUCGAAUUAGAAUUCCUCAGAUACCUAUUAGAAUCGGGCCUUAAAGACAAUAUCAACGAGCUGCAUCUGAACUAUGGUACCAUCUUGCACCAUGCAGCAUUUACACGCUCUGCAUCUGUGGUAGCAUUACUACUUGAAUACGGGGCCGAUGCAAACGCGGCCGACUACAUGCGACUCACCCCCCUUGCACUCGCUGUUAUGCUAGGCUAUACAGAUGGUGUUUUGGAACUUCUACUCGCCCGGACGGAUACAAACAUUCAUGACUACCGCGGUAGACAUCCAAGCCAGCUACAAUGUCAAGGUGACACUGUUGCAAAGAUUCGAUAUUCCCAUCCUCCGCGAUUUAUCCGGACCUCACCCGUGCGACUAUCAAGAGAAUCGAGAAAGGCAGAAGUUCUCGUUUACUAUUGGCUUCGGUCGCAAAGCUACAGACCUCGGGGUUAUUUUUUGGAAGUGCCAAGCCAGAUGUAUCAUAUACUUAUGCACGCGGAAUUCAAGGAAUUUGCAGUAUUGGUACGAGGACACGAGAAGUCUCUAUCGGUGGAUAGGAACGGAGGAAUCCGCUCCGAUAGGUGUUAUGGUUGUGGGAAAGAAAUUGCUUUUAAUGCUUCUGCUUUCGUGUGCAACAACUGUUGCCCGACCCUAUUUUGCGCCGACUGUCGCAGUCGGGACAAUAACCCACCUACGCUGACACGAAGGCGAGACAAUUGCGAUCCACGAUUUGAUGUCAAGUUGACUGAGGCAGAUUGCAGACCAAUAAUCAAUAGUAGAGGCUUCCAAUUCCGGAGGAUAGCGGUCAAUAGCAUAUUUACGGGCACCAUGGAAAUCUUUAAAGCCAUGCAUCCUGAAAAGUACGCUCUGUGGAAUUCAGUUGAAUCUGGACAAAUCAGCCCCGUCAGAGAUUAUUUUGAGGGGCUACCAUUAUCAAAAAGAGAUAUGCUCGGUAUUGAUGCAAAUGAUUUUACCGGUUAUACAAUCCUUCACUAUGUUGCCGAAGAGGAAAAAGAUGGAAUAUUCAUAUACCUGGCAUCACAGGGAGUGGCCUUGGAUGCCUCUGACAUAGCCGGCUGGUCUGUAGCCCACUCCGCUGCUACCGCAGCCCGCACAACUAUUUUGAAGUAUAUGGCAGCACAGGGUGCAAAUUUAAACGUCCAAGAUGUGUACGGUCGGACGCCACUUCACGUAGCGGUUCUCGAGGGGAACCUUGAAACUGUGAAGCUACUACUUGAACUCGGUGCAGACAAAAGUAUAGUUGACGAAGAUUGUAGGCGCCCUUAUGAUAUAGAAUCUAUUACUCCAGAGAUGAGAAGGAUUUUGUUGGAAUCCGAUCGCGAGCAUACGACAAGGCGUCCGGAAGCCUCACUUUUAAAGGGGGAUCCAACAUCUGAGUCUAGGAGGGCUAUCAGAGCGAGGAAGCUAGACCGAUCUACACUUUUGAAUUCUAAUCCACUUGUCUAUGGAAAGUAUCUUAAUUUAGCUCCAAGUGGUCCCUCCGGCCAGCGAAGUGGUAAUUCCAGGCCAUAG
Messenger RNA from Orbilia oligospora ATCC 24927, 4170 nucleotides. RefSeq lists its product as uncharacterized. The transcript has 2 exons. NCBI's taxonomy places the organism in Eukaryota, Fungi, Ascomycota, Orbiliomycetes, Orbiliales, Orbiliaceae. The coding region runs from base 1 to 4170 and encodes 1389 amino acids. Gene Ontology annotation, molecular function: protein binding. Gene Ontology annotation, cellular component: nucleus; cytoplasm. The record is from RefSeq and is a predicted model, not a curated record.